This is a messenger RNA of Acromyrmex echinatior (Panamanian leafcutter ant), 763 nucleotides long. RefSeq lists its product as uncharacterized. Lineage: Eukaryota; Metazoa; Arthropoda; Insecta; Hymenoptera; Formicidae. The record is from RefSeq and is a predicted model, not a curated record.
AUGUACUGCGUUUAAAAAUUAAAAUUUACUGUAUCAAAAAAAGAGAAAACUGUAAAACUGUAAUACUAGACUGUAAAACAAGAAAACUAUAAUUGUAAAAAUAACAUAUAACGUAAAAUAACAUAUAAUAUAGAUAACAUUUAAAAAAUCAUCAAUGGAUUUCGUUUGAAAGAUAUCGAGGCUACGCAUUGCGUGUGGAACACGUUAUGAACUUUCAAUCCCUUCGCGCUUGCACAUCACUGAAUGAGCCCACGGACAAGCAAUGACCGAGGGGAGAAUCAAUCGCAUACGCAUGACUGAGCACCUGAUCAUACAUGACAGCCAUGAAACGCACAUACACGCAACAUUGAAGUCAUUAUUUUCCUGCGCUUGCGUUACGAGAAACGGAACGUCGCGCAACGUCCGCAUGUUUCAGUCAUCGUUAUACUUCGUAGACAGCAUGAGCUAUCGAUCUUCACUUCCAGACAGGAUACACAAUGUACGUUACGAGCACGACAUAUAUUACGCUAUACAGUUAUGCCGGUGGAUCCUGCAGUCGAUCGGUAUUUGGCACAUAAUUUAUGGUCGCUCGUCGCAAAGCGAGAAGCUCCUUUCAUUAAUGCUGAUCUUCAUGAGUUUCUUCGGUCUGUGCUUUGUGCUUGUACCUGCUGGUUCGUACUUUCUAUUCUACGAUGAGGACAUUGAAAUUAAAAUCAAGUUUUUUGGACCAGUUACCUUCUGUCUAACUUCCAUGAUCAAAUAUUGCUUCCUCGGAACACAAUGA